Molecule: messenger RNA, 844 nt
Organism: Canariomyces notabilis
Lineage: Eukaryota; Fungi; Ascomycota; Sordariomycetes; Sordariales; Chaetomiaceae
Exons: 3
Coding region: 1-834 (277 amino acids)
Biological process (GO): mycotoxin biosynthetic process
Source: RefSeq, a predicted model, not a curated record
AUGUCCUUUCAUGGCAGGAAGCGGCGUUCUCAGUGGUUACGCUGGGCUCUCGCAUCUCUCCUUCUCAUUGCCUACAGCCUUGUACUCCUCACAUUGCCGCGUCUUGGGAGCCGCCCAAGUCUUGACCCCUUUCUUACCUACACCCCAGCGAAGGAAGCCAUCAAGUACCAGGUUACAAAAUUCGACGGGAGUCUCGGUCUGCGCACCAAGUACACCGGCCCACCACGCCCGGAGACAGAAGACGCCUGGGGCGCUCUGUUCAAGCACUACAACAUCCGGUUCACCGCGGAUGAGAUCCGCAAGCUGAACCGCAGCGAGGACCCAAAACCCAUCGAGCUGCGCGAGGGGGGGGGGUACUUUGGCCAGCUGAGCGCCUACCACCACCUCCACUGCCUCAAGAUGCUGCGGCUGGUCGUGUGGCACGACGCGUACAACGUCAGCAUCAACGACCUCCGCGGCCACGCGGACCACUGCAUCGACGAUAUCCGCCAGGCCAUCAUGUGCCAGCCGGAUUUGUCGGUCGUGACGUUCUGGUGGCACCCGCAGAAGCGCAAGCCCAUGGCGAAUUUCCAUCUGGACCAGACGUGCGUGGAUUGGGGCAAGCUGGAUGAGUGGGCGGCCAAGAGGUCGUUUUCGAUUUUCGAUCAGAAGACGCUGGUUCAUCCGACACUUGGUAUCUCAUUUCCCAUGGUUAAUGGGGAGAUUGAGGUGCAUGAGAACCCGGAUUUGCCCCCAGUGUGGCCAGAAGAUGCCAGUGAGCACGCUGCCGGUCACGGUGAGCACAAAGCUGAGCAGCCGCAGUACCACGGUGAUCACAAAGAUCACAGCUGGUAGCUUGAGGGAG